Messenger RNA from Lotus japonicus, 3377 nucleotides. Its product is annotated as auxin response factor 5-like. Bases 581 to 3133 code for a protein of 850 amino acids. Gene Ontology annotation, molecular function: DNA binding; protein binding. Gene Ontology annotation, cellular component: nucleus. Gene Ontology annotation, biological process: regulation of DNA-templated transcription; response to hormone. The record is from RefSeq and is a predicted model, not a curated record. Lineage: Eukaryota; Viridiplantae; Streptophyta; Magnoliopsida; Fabales; Fabaceae. The transcript has 16 exons.
UCAGUGCAGAACAACCCUGUGAACCCCCCUAAUCCCCACGACAAGUUGGAGACAUUUAUUGGUCACAUUCUGAGCUUUUCCCUCAUGCGAAUGACAUAUCUAUCUCAAUAGUACUGUUCAUCUGAUAGUGUGCCUUGCUUAGUAAAGUGCUUGGAGCUUUUACCCUGCUUCCCUGUUUCAAGCAAACAGAAUGAAGAGAGAGAAGACGAGAUUUUGGUCCUGGUGCUUAAUGCUCAGGCUCGAGAAAUCUGUAUCAGAACAAGGAAUCUGUAUCAGCAUCGGUAUCAUGAGUGCUUUCAUUGAAGGCUUCUACCCUUUUUGCAGAUUUUGUUCUGAAAAGUUCUGCUUUAUAGCUUGCUUGGAUUCUUUGUAUUCUCCGACAACAAAUGAGAUUCUCUUAUUAAGAUGGACCCAUGUGGUAGUACUUGUUUUCUUUUCUUUUGGACCUCUCCAAGGACAAGAGAAUGGGAUAGAUGAGAGAAUUGGCCUGAUGCAGCAGGGCCUGCAUGAUGAUGGUAAUGCUGAUGCUGAGCAGAAUACGGAUGUUUUGAAUUGUUUGGUCCAAUAGCAUAGGAAGAGUAUGGUUUCAGUUGAAGUAAAAACCAAACCUCUAGGAGAAGGAAGAGGUCAUAAUGUUGGAGGUGGGAGUGUAGCUGCUGAGAUGAAUCUGCUGAAGGAACAUUGUGGUUCAAGGUUCCCAAAGGGUAUAAAUCCAGAGUUAUGGCAUGCUUGCGCAGGCCCUCUUGUAUCCUUGCCUCAGUUAGGAAGUCUUGCUUAUUACUUUCCUCAGGGACAUAUUGAGCAGGUAGCUGCUUCUACUCUAGGGAUAGUAACCUCACAGAUUCCAAACUACACCAAUCUUCCAUCUCAGUUGCUGUGCCAAGUCCAAAAUGUCACACUUCAUGCAGACAAAGAAACCGACGAAGUCUUUGCUCAAAUGAGUCUUCAACCACUGGAUUCUGAAAAAGAUGUAUUUCCUACAUGUGAUUUUGGGAUAAAGCUCAGCAAGCAUCCCACUGAGUUUUUCUGCAAAAUUUUAACUGCUAGUGACACAAGCACACAUGGUGGGUUCUCGGUACCACGCAGAGCAGCAGAAAAGCUCUUUCCUCCAUUGGACUACACAGCUCAACCACCAACCCAGGAACUUGUUGUUCGAGAUUUGCAUGAUAAUACAUGGACAUUCCGACAUAUAUACCGCGGUCAGCCGAAGAGACACCUUCUCACAACUGGUUGGAGUUCGUUUGUGGGCUUAAAGAGGCUUAGAGCAGGCGACUCUGUCCUUUUUAUCCGGGAUGAGAAAUCGCAGUUGCUAGUUGGUAUUAGGCGUGCUAAUCGCCAACAGACAUCACUGCCAUCAUCAGUCCUUUCUGCCGAUAGUAUGCAAAUUGGUGUGCUUGCUGCUGCAGCUCAUGCUGCUGCUAAUCGAAGCCCAUUCACCAUUUUCUACAAUCCAAGAGCAUGCCCUUCAGAAUUUGUUAUUCCACUGGCUAAAUACAGAAAGGCUGUAUAUGAGACCCAGCUCUCAGUUGGUAUGAGAUUUGGAAUGAUGUUUGAGACAGAGGAAUCGGGUAAGCGCAGAUACAUGGGUACAAUAGUCGGCAUUAGUGACUUGGAUCCUUUAAAAUGGCCUGGUUCUAAGUGGCAAAAUAUUCAGGUGGAGUGGGAUGAACCAGGGUGUACGGAUAAGCAGAAAAGAGUUAGUUCGUGGGACAUUGAGACUCCUGAAAGUCUUUUCAUCUUUCAAUCUUUGGCUUCAAGUCUUAAACGGCCAUUGCAAUCUGGAUUGUUGGGUGCAGAAAACGGGAGGAACGCUUUAGUAAGAAGACCUUUUAUGCCAGUUCCUGAAAAUGGAACUGUGGGGCUCUUGAACACCAUGCCAAAUUUGUACUCUGAACAAAUGAUCAAAACUCUUAUGAAACCUCAACUUGUUAACAAUACUGGAAACUGUUUAUGGGUCAGACAACAAGAAUAUGCUGCUAUGAGAGGUCCCUUGGAAGAAGUGAGUACUAUACCGCCAACAGCUUACCAUAAAGUUCAUCUUGCAAGUUCAAUGAGCACACCACAAGUAAAUCUACAUUUUCAACCGAAACCAGACCAAUCUAAUGCCUUGAACUUGCAUUCAAAGUUGAAAAGUGAUGAACUUGAAAAGUUGCAUCCUCCAACCAAAGUGGAUAAUCCUCUGUCUUCUGGAACAGUUUCUGAUAAGUCAAAAUCAGAAUCUGAGGGGUUAAGUGUUGGUAUCUUUGACUUCCCUUCCUUCGAAGGCUGCAACGUCGAGAAAAUGGCAUUCAAUCCUCUUAGCCCCCAAAGCCUUGCAGAACAAUUGGCAUUCCUUAAUCAAAACCAAACACCAUCCGCGGUUGAUAUUCCUCAAUCUGAUUCUCAUAUUGUGAAUGGUCCACUUCCUCAGCUAGACAUGGAUGAAUGGAUGAGGUAUUCUUCUGAGAGCAACAAUCUGAGUGAAAUCUACAGCAGCAUCAAUAUUGAUGGUAGUAAUAGUGUGAGUGUGGCUGAUCCUUCUUUCACUUCAAGUGCUAUCUUGGAUGAGUGUUUCACAUUGAAGGAAAGGAAGUAUCAGAACCCGUCAGAUUGCAUGGUGAGCAACUUAAGUACGAGCCAAGAUGUCCAGUCUCAGGUAACAUCAGCAAGUCUAGCGGAAUCAAAUGCCUUUUCCCUACACGAGUUCCAGGACAACUCAGGUGUUGCAUCUUCAAGCCAUGUUGAUUUUGAUGAAAGCAGCUUUCUACCGAAUAAUUCUUCAUGGGUGCCAGUAGCUCCAAAGCCUGCACGUCGGCGUACCUAUACCAAGGUGCAAAAGGCAGGUUCUGUAGGAAGAUCAAUUGAUGUCACCACAUUCAAGAACUAUGAGGAGCUGAUCCACGCAAUCGAAAGCAUGUUUGGACUGGAGGGUCUGUUGAACGAUUCUAGAGGUUCAGAAUGGAAAUUGGUAUAUGUGGAUUAUGAGAAUGAUGUUCUGCUUGUGGGGGAUGAUCCUUGGAAGGAAUUUGUAGGUUGCGUUCGGUGCAUCAGAAUUCUAUCACCUGCAGAAGUUCAGCAGAUGAGUGAAGAGGGUAUGGAGCUUCUAAACAGUGGUGCCUUGCAAGGGAUGAAUGGUUCAGGUGGCUGUAAUUGAGAUUAUUAAGCCUCCUUUUGUAGAAUUCAUAUAACUAACUGUACUUGAGAAUAUUAAACCAUGGUACUCUAGACAUUCUACUUUUCUCAAUCUCACAAACCGAAGUCAGUUGUCGUGCGAAAUUUAGUUGUUUUGUAUAAGGUAUGGAUAUGAUAAUGACAGAUUAUAAGAUGUUCCCAUGAAUUAACGGUUACAUAAUGCCAUCAUCUUGUUGUAGGAUUGGUUAUUUUGCACCUCAGAUUAG